Colletes gigas is the source of this 1928-nucleotide messenger RNA. RefSeq names its product meteorin-like protein (gene Metrn). Bases 798 to 1790 code for a protein of 330 amino acids. The record is from RefSeq and is a predicted model, not a curated record. NCBI's taxonomy places the organism in Eukaryota, Metazoa, Arthropoda, Insecta, Hymenoptera, Colletidae. The transcript has 3 exons. Gene Ontology annotation, molecular function: hormone activity.
GAGGCGAAGCGAAACGAGUCGACUCGAGCUAAAGUAGACUAAAGACUGGGGUAGCGAAGAAUAGAGAGUAGGGAGAAAGGCGAGCAACGCAACGACAUAGCCCGAAAUAGUCGUGCAGGAGUUGUGUAAACGGUGACUAUACCUAUGCCGGGCACGCGGAAACGCUAAAAUCGUUGUGUGUAUUUGGAUCUUGGUAUAGAAAAGCAACCACCUUUCUACGCUUCGACGCAAGCAUGAUUCUUCGUAUAUUCUCGACCUCGUUUGUUGUACGUACGCGACCGUACAACCGCGCGACUCGAAGACGCAGUGUAGAAACGAAAGUGAGUGCUUUACUGCUACGACAGUGAAGGCGUGAGGUUCUCGACCGAUCGAAUUUUAAACGAACGAGUUUUGUUUUUCUGUUUAUACCGAGGUUGUAUAUCCAUCACCGUUAUGUUGUUAUUUGCACCAUAAAUAGUAAAGAUGAUAUAAAUUUUUAACGAAGUACUGUACCUCGUGUAAUAACGGUGAAAACACGUUAAAAGAGUGAAAUACUAAAAUUCGACAAAAAAAAAAAAAUAAAAUAAAAAAUAGACUAAAUGCGGCAUGCGUCGCUUUCUACUUAUACACGUUAUUCCAUACAACAAAUUUUUAUGAUUUUAACGAAAUUAACAAUGCAGAAAAUGUACUUUGAUUGCGGGAAAUGAAACCGAAUACUCUAUAUCUUAUUAGCAAACGAUUGUAAGCGUUGAUAAAUCAGAAAUGCAACUUGGAGCGUGCAUCGCAAUUUAGUCGACGCGAUUCAGAAUUAAUGAAAAAUGAGAACGCUUAGGUUCGUUGCCUGUUUAGUACUUUUGCCAUCCUUGCUGCUACGUAUUAGCAUCGUGUCAUCGGCCCCUACGUAUGAACAUGCUGCUUUCCAAGCCGCCGAUCAAUGUGACUGGAUUGGAAGCGGAGGUGGUGGCAGAGGUGUGCGACCCGUUUAUCUCCGAUGCUCGAGGGGAACCGUAUCUUGGCGAUAUCCACGCGGAGCUUUGCGCGUAGUCCUGUCGCCUCCUGUUUUGACCGGAUCCGUUUCGAAAGUCCAUUUCGAAUUAGUUGAGAAAAGGGGCAACGACGGCAACGUUAGUACCAGCGACGUUUACCGAUUAUCCGGAUUUCGUACAUGCACCAAGGUCUCCGGACCGGUAAGAGUAUAUUUGGAAACACGUGGAAAACUUCGAUCGGUGUACUCUCCGAGAGACGGCAAGCACGAAGCCACGCAUAGAUGUUUCCGCGCGAAAAAACAACCCGCGGCGCUUUAUAUCGAAGCGGAAGAACCCCCUGUAUCGGGCGAACGUCGUGACGCGAAAUUACAAUACGAUUUGGAAUUACGGUACCCCGACAGUGGACGAGAAGGAAGAACACGGCGAUUUAACGAGGAGGAGGAAGAGGACUGCAGGCCGUGCUCUAUGGACGAAUUGGCUAAAGCUUAUUGUCAAAGCGACUUGGUAGCUAGGGGUACAGUAAGCGCCGUUCAAAGACAACCGAACUUAGAAGCUGCUGAACUCAUCCUUGGAAUAACAAAGACUUUGCGUCGAAUUGAAGAAAAUGAGGGCAAUAAUGAUGCGGACGUUACUGAUUCGUACGACCGAAGAAACAUUCGUGUAAGGGUGCCGACUGCCUGUGACGCUCGACACGGCCAGGGCGAGUUUGUCAUAAUGGCUAAACGAAGACUCGGUGACCUUGUUCUGGUUUGUGCGCCGAGGCUGGAAACUUGGGUAAAAACAGUCCGUGAAUUAGAAAGUGCCCCAUGCGUACUUCGAAGUUAGCAUCUUCAAAUUGUAACGAAAUUGUUGUAAAUACAUUGUACUUUCCUGUUCUAUACGAUACGAAUAUCGAUCUCCGAACUGUGAUAUUGUUUUGUAAAAAUUUUAUCGUGACAAAUAUAUAAUAUCUUCUCAGCAAGA